UGGGAAAAGAAGAGAAUCCAGUUUCAGACCAGCUACAACAACCUGACUGAAGAAAAUGAACAGUUACAGAACAGUUACAACAACCUGACGGAAGAAAACAACCAGCUUCAAAAACAAAUUCAUCAUCACUUCAAAGAGAGAGUGCGUGAGACUUCACAGCAGAGGUCCCUGACUGAGGAGAGAGAUAUGUUGAGGAAGAAGCUGGAUGACUUCAUUUAUUAUUCCCAACAUGAAUGGGUCUAUUUCAGCGGUAGUUUCUAUUAUAUCUCUUCCAUCAUGAAAACCUGGCAACAAAGUAGAGAAGACUGUCAGCAGAAGAAGGCGGACCUGAUUAUUAUCAACAGCAAGGAAGAACAGGAUUUCUGUAAAAAGUUCCAAAAGGCCAUGUGGAUUGGACUGACAGAAACAGAGGGAGUGUGGAAAUGGGUGGAUGGGACUGGGCUGAUCACAAGCUUCUGGGGCCCCAAUGAGCCCAACAAUUAUAAAGGCAGAAAUGAAGACUGUGCAGUCACUGGGUACCAUAGUGGAGAAACAAGCUGGAAUGACGGACUGUGCGAAACACAAAACUUCUGGAUCUGUGAAAAGACAAUGUCUUUAUAGGUGAAGAUACAAAACGUUCACAGUUUGUGCUGUACAGACAUCAAUCUAAACUGUAUUUAGUGUUUCAAAGACUAAAACAUGGUCUGACACUGUUCUUUCUUGUAUGUCUGCCUACAGCAGAUGAAAUGUCUGUAAUUGAGCAUACUGUAUGAUGCAUUCCGUGAUAUAGUUCUAACUAAAAAGUACAUGCUACUGAGUGUUAAUCAUUUUCUCAGCACUUGUUCUAUUGAGUCUUAGUCUGCACGACCUCUCUAAACUGCAGCUGUCUGGAGUGAGCAGAAAUGGAUCAUCGCUAACAACCACAUCAUAAAGAUGUAUUUAUGAGAAAACACUGACACAUUCUGAUUAAGGCUUUCAGUACGGACAGACGGCACGACAGAGAUACUGUAACAGAGAUAGACAGCACAUAGGUGCAGUGCAAAUGUGACAGAGUUUAAUGUUGAUUCCACUUGUUGUUGGCCCAAGGGCGCCCUCUCUCUCUGGUGUGUGGUGGAAAUUUCCCAUAAAGAAGCAGAUGUGAAAGUUAUCUUUUGUAUGAUUUAUUAUAAAAAUAAAGGAUAAUAAAAAUAAUGGGGAAAGCAAAUCAAAAACAUGGAUGUUGAUCGUGCACAUCAACAAACCAAAAACCAGCUGGGGAGAUCAGUGCACACACCACGAAGGUGUGAUUCAAAUAACUCGAAAUCCUCAGGUUGUCUCUGCCUUUUAACCCCUUUCUCUGGCUCUGGUGGAAUGUCUCUCUGCACCAAUAAAAAUUUUUUUGCCACCUUA
Messenger RNA from Betta splendens (Siamese fighting fish), 1368 nucleotides. Its product is annotated as asialoglycoprotein receptor 2-like. The record is from RefSeq and is a predicted model, not a curated record. Gene Ontology annotation, molecular function: carbohydrate binding. Gene Ontology annotation, cellular component: external side of plasma membrane. Bases 187 to 600 code for a protein of 137 amino acids. The transcript is spliced from 5 exons. NCBI's taxonomy places the organism in Eukaryota, Metazoa, Chordata, Actinopteri, Anabantiformes, Osphronemidae. Gene Ontology annotation, biological process: biological process involved in interspecies interaction between organisms.